This is a messenger RNA of Pungitius pungitius (ninespine stickleback), 2612 nucleotides long. It is a transcript of the gene cap2, whose product is annotated as cyclase associated actin cytoskeleton regulatory protein 2. The record is from RefSeq and is a predicted model, not a curated record. Gene Ontology annotation, biological process: actin filament organization; cell morphogenesis; cytoskeleton organization. The transcript has 13 exons. Gene Ontology annotation, cellular component: cytoplasm. Lineage: Eukaryota; Metazoa; Chordata; Actinopteri; Perciformes; Gasterosteidae. Gene Ontology annotation, molecular function: adenylate cyclase binding; actin binding. The coding region runs from base 216 to 1625 and encodes 469 amino acids.
AAGCUCUGUCCGAUGCUGCCACGUUGCCUGCCGGGUAAAGUGCUCGUCCUCCCCAGGAGGAGCUCCUGCGGCACUGAGUCACGGUGCUCGUCUCUGCGCACCGCGUCCGUGCAGCCGGGUGAGCGCGCGGGCUUCAGGGCGACCGAUCGAGCGCAGCGCAUCCGUAGACCCUCGAAGCGGAGCAGAGGAGGUGGGUGGGGUGGGGGUCUGUCACCAUGGAAGGAUUAGUGGAGCGGCUGGAGCGAGCUGUGACUCGCCUGGAGAAGAUGUCCAUCACCAUGCAGGCGGCCAGCGGCAUCGCCAACGGCGACUGUGCCAACGGCAUCGAUGGAGGUUCCUCUCGGUGUGUGGAGGCCUUUGACGUCCUACUUAGAGGUCCGUUGUCAGAGUACCUGAACUGCAGCCGGGCCAUAGGAAGGGAGGUGGAGAAACACGCGGACAUGGUCAACAACGCACUGCAGGAUCAGAGAGCUUUUCUCAAGAUGGCCGCCGCGCACCAGGAACCUGCACAGACGGAGUUGCACGACUUGCUGAAGCCGAUUUCGGGUCACAUCCAGGAAAUCCAGAGCUUCCGCGAACGAAACCGCGGCAGCAGCCUCUUCAACCACCUGUCAGCCGUCAGCGAGAGCAUCCCCGCCCUCGGCUGGGUGGCCGUGAGUCAGAAGCCGGGUCCGUAUGUGAAGGAGAUGAACGAUGCUGCAACCUUCUACACCAACAGAGUGCUGAAGGACUACAAGGAAACGGACAGGCGUCACGUAGACUGGGUGCGCUCUUACCUUUCAAUCUGGACCGAGAUGCAGUCCUUCAUCAAGCAGCACCACACCACAGGACUGGUGUGGAGCAAGAGUGGCCCCAUCGCUCCUCCUCUUUUUGCGCGCCCCAGUGCUCCUUCCUGUCCUCCUCCGCCUCCUCCCCCCGGCCCUCCUCCGGUCUUCACUGAUGAUGACUCCCAGCCUCAGGCGGACAGAGCGGUGGCCCAACACUCUGAACUUUUUGCCCAGCUCAACCAGGGCAUGGACAUCACUAAAGGUCUGAAGCAUGUGUCGGAUGAAAAGAAGACCCAUAAGAACGCCAAUCUGCGUUCGCAUGCAACUGCGACCAAAACCAAGUCCCCAGGCACCGUAAACUCGCCCAGAGCAGCGGUCCAGAAAAAAAACCCUCUGCUGGAGCUCGAGGGGAAAAAAUGGAGGGUGGAGAACUUUGAGCAGAAACACGACCUGACGAUUGAGGAGACGCAGCUCUCACAAGUUGUCUACGUUUUUGGCUGCAACAACUCCACAGUGCAGAUAAAGGGCAAAAUAAACUCCAUCAUCAUAGACAACUGCAAGAAGUUGGGUUUGGUUUUCGAAAAUGUCGUUGGGAUUGUGGAGAUCAUCAACUCCAAAGGAAUUCAGUUACAGGUGUUGGGAACAGUUCCCACCAUUUCCAUCAAUACGACGGAGGGCUGCCAGGUGUACCUCAGCAAGGACUCCCUCCACUGUGACAUCGUCAGUGCCAAGAGCUCUGAGAUGAACAUCCUGAUUCCACAAGACGAGGAAUAUAGGGAGUAUCCAGUACCGGAGCAGUUCAAGACCGUUUGGGACGGCUCUAAACUGGUGACAGAGCCUACUGAAAUCGCAGGCUGAUGAUGCUUCAUCUCCAUCACCACCGGGUUGUCAUUUUUUUUUUUUUUUUAGGAUCUCUGUCCGAGAUAUAAAAGAGAUUACUGCAACAAACUAACUUUUGGUCUACCUGUUGUUUCUGUAUUUGUGACUCCAUGUCUCUCUAGCACUUUGGAAAUUGAGUGGGUGAGUAGGUUGAUAGUCCAACUCGAUAAAACACAUCCCCACAGAAAAAAUGGAUUUCUUCUGGAGUCCCCAAAAAAGAAAGACCUAUUAACCUUUUCUUAAAUUUCUGUUCCAUACCAAAAAAGGGAUCUAUGUGAUAAUAUGUAACUGUUGAAAUACAAUCAAUUAUAUGACAAUAUGCUAAUGACUGUAUUCAAUCAAUAUUUACGGUAUGAGUAAAAGCAGCAUUUGGUCCACAGCAGUAAAAGUAACUUUAUAAAAAAAGGCUAAAGAUUACAUAACAUGCACGUAAUUUCAUUAAGUGCUCAGGCAGACAAACAUGACUUACUUUGUAUAUUUUCAUUUAAUGAAGUGUAUUUUAGAAAUGCCUCAUGUGUAUAGUGAAUGGUAGUCACUCGUCAUGUAAUUUCGCUGCACUUAAUGAAUGAAGAUAUGCCCCACUGCUCACUAUGUUCUGCAUCAAUGGCCAAUGUCAGUCUUGCUUGUGUUUGUAUCGUAAAAUCAAUCAGGUCAGAUGAACAGUGUCGGAUUCUGUAUCAGUUAAUUCAACUUGAAAUAAUUAACCAAUUACUUUCCCAGUUGUUUCUGUGAAAACGUAAUGAGCACUGCAUUUGUACUCCUUAAGAAAACUGUAGAAGUAACCUUCCCAAUUGGGCACUUAUUAGGCUCUUCACUACUUGGUACUAAGAUGUAGCACAUGGCACCACCAUAAGAUAAGGAAACACCAGUAAACACUACUAAUGCUUUAUAAAACUUUUAAUUAACAUUGAAGCAAAUUGAUUUAAUUGUGUCAUAAUUUUUCAAAUAAAAUCAAAACCCUCCGUU